Messenger RNA from Spinacia oleracea (spinach), 1290 nucleotides. RefSeq lists its product as uncharacterized. The record is from RefSeq and is a predicted model, not a curated record. The transcript has 2 exons. The coding region runs from base 1 to 1290 and encodes 429 amino acids. Lineage: Eukaryota; Viridiplantae; Streptophyta; Magnoliopsida; Caryophyllales; Amaranthaceae.
AUGGGUGAUAUGUAUAAGCUCAUUGCAAAUAUGCAAAAGACCGCAGAGAUAGCUCAAAAGAACCAUGAUGAGAGCAUCAAAGAGUUGAAGAAUCAGAAUAGAAUGUUGGAGAAUCAAGUUGCUCAACUUGCUGACACUCUAUCUCAAAGGCAACCGGGUACACUACCAGGGAAACCUACUCCGCCCCAGAAUAGAGAAAGUGCCAAUGCUAUCACUCUUAGAAGUGGCACUAAAUAUGAUGGACCCCUGAUGCCCAUUGAUGAUGCAACUCUUGCUGAGGAGAACACAGAUGGACCAGAGAAAGCAAUUGAUGCAGAGCCUCAAGUCCCAAAAGUUAAUAAUGCUGAUGAUGUUGGUGCAAAUAAGGGGAAAGAGAAGAUUUCUGAUUCUCUCCCUAUUGUGCCUAAGUUACCUUUUCCUCACCGGAUGCAGAAAACUAAGGUCGAUCAACAACUUGGUAAGUUCUUGGCAAUGGUCAAGAAUCUUGAGGUAACGGUCCCUUUUACUGAUUUAAUAUCUCAAGUUCCUGUUUAUGCAAAAUUUUUGAAAGAGAUGAUCACUAAGAAAAGGGAUUAUGGUGGUGUGGAGAGAGUCUCUCUAACCGAAGAGUGUGCAAGUGUGUCUGUCAUGCCCCUUUCUGUCUGUAAUAGGUUGAAUAUGGGGAAAUUAAAAUGCACACAAAUCACGUUGCAAAUGGCAGAUCGUUCUAUAAAGUAUCCCUUGGGUAUUUUGGAGGAUGUUCCUGUCCGGGUGGGGAAAUUCUACAUUCAUGUUGACUUUGUGGUACUAGAUAUGGAGGAGGAUAGUCAAAUCCCCAUAAUUUUGGGUAGGCCAUUCUUAUGUACUGCAGGUGCUGUUAUUGAUGUCAAGUCUGGGUCUCUUACUUUGAGUGUUGGUGAUGAUACUGUUACUUUUAAUCUAAUCAAUGAUGUGAAGUCUCCUAUGCUUGAGAAUACUUGUUGCAGGAUUGAUAUUGUAGAAGAGAUUUCUCUAGACAACAUCCCUAGAAUGUUGUAUGAUGAUCUAUUGCUGGCGACUCUUACCUUGAAGGCCAAGAAAGGAGCAGGAGAUUGUGAGAUUGAUUCCUUGAUCUCGGAUCUAGAUGGAAGUGAAGCUGAGAAGGUAGACGGUUUUGAGGUAUUGGAAACUGUUUUCUCUACUUCCGAGCCACAGGUAACGAAGGUAGAACUAAAACCAUUACCACUACAAGAAAAAGGUGUAAAUAUUGACCCAAUUACAUCGACGCUUUUAAAGAGGGUCGCAAUGAAUUUUGUACGCGAAAACAAGUAA